Messenger RNA from Metarhizium album ARSEF 1941, 774 nucleotides. Its product is annotated as trypsin-related protease. The record is from RefSeq and is a predicted model, not a curated record. NCBI's taxonomy places the organism in Eukaryota, Fungi, Ascomycota, Sordariomycetes, Hypocreales, Clavicipitaceae. The transcript has 3 exons. Gene Ontology annotation, molecular function: serine-type endopeptidase activity. Bases 1 to 774 code for a protein of 257 amino acids. Gene Ontology annotation, biological process: proteolysis.
AUGCUCUCCAAGGCGGCUCUUGCAGUCGCGAGCGCCAUCCUGGCCGUUCAGUCCGCGACGUUGCCGGCGCAGGGAGGCAAAUUCAUCGUCGGCGGAGCGCCCGCCAGCGAGGGCGAGUUCCCUUAUAUCGUGGCCAUUUUGCUCAACGGCCGCGAGUACUGCGGCGGCUCCCUGGUCAACGGGAACACCGUCAUCACUGCCGCCCACUGUACCCGAGCGACCGUUGCGGGAUAUCAAAUCCGUGCGGGAUCACUAGCGUGGGCGUCCGGCGGCAAGGUAUCCAACGUGUCAUCUGCCCAAGUUCACCCUGCUUGGAGCUCCCGCACUGCGAACAACGACAUUGCCGUCUGGAAGCUGUCGUCGUCGCUGGCGGAGAGCCCGACGAUUCGCUACGCCAAGUUGCCUGAGCAGGGCCUCGACCCCGUGGCCGGGUCCAAUGCCACCGUAGCUGGCUGGGGGUCCCUGCAGGAAGCCCAAGCAUCGUCUGCGCUGCUGCAAAAGGUUACGGUUCCGAUUGUGGCCCGGACUACGUGCCAGAGCGCCUACGCCAACUCAACUGUCCCGGCAAACGUCACGGAUAACAUGUUCUGCGCCGGCCUGAAGCAGGGCGGAAAGGACUCCUGCCAGGGAGACAGCGGCGGCCCCAUCGUCGAUGCCGCCUCCGGAACCCUCAUCGGACUCGUUUCGUGGGGCCAGGGCUGCGCAGAGCCCGACAAGUACGGCGUUUAUACUAGACUGGGAAAUUUCGUUGACUUUGUCAAGAAGAACAUGUAG